Molecule: messenger RNA, 1482 nt
Organism: Parnassius apollo (apollo)
Lineage: Eukaryota; Metazoa; Arthropoda; Insecta; Lepidoptera; Papilionidae
Source: the annotation of a GenBank genome assembly
AUGUCUAGAAUAAGAGGAAUUGAUGCCAAAGUGCAAAAAAAUGUGUUACAAAGUCAACAAAAGCGUAAAAACGCAUGUAAUGAGGCAGCAAAAUUAUUUAAAAAUGAAGAGGAUGCUUGUAGUAAAGAGGAUACAGAAAAGCAACAGAUCAAUGAGUUGCUACAUAAUUUGCCGACCUUGGACAAAAUAUUUGAAGUCCAUCGAAAGAUUGGUGAAGGCACCUUCAGUUCCGUAUACUUGGGCUCACUGCGGCGUCAAACGACACUUCCAGUCUCAGAGCGUCGCUGGUUUGCUAUCAAGCAUCUUGUACCCACGGCCCACCCUGCCCGUAUUGAACAUGAGUUGAAAUGUCUGCAAGAUAUGGGUGGAAAGAACAAUGUAAUUAGUGUGGAACUUUGUUUACGCCACUUUGAUACAAUAGUUUUUGUAAUGCCUUAUAUACCUCACAGGAAGUUUUCAGAAUAUUUUGGAGAAAUGGACGCAAGCGAGCUGCGGCAAUACAUGCGCGCGCUGCUGGUAGCACUGCGACAUGUGCACUCGUUUGGUGUCAUCCACAGAGAUGUGAAACCUAGCAAUUUCCUAUAUGAUAGGGAGAAUAGGAGGUAUUUGCUGGUGGACUUCGGUUUAGCGCAACGAAUAUGCGUGGCGCCUGACGAGUCGCCCGUGCCCUUAAAUACAAACAAGCGAGCGAGAGAUGAAAUGGAGGAUGACUCAUCGCCAGGUGCAAAGAGAAUGGCACUAGAUCUUACCGUGUUUCCAAAAAAGAUGGAUGUUAGCACCCCAAUUCCUAAAAGAUUAGCAUGUCCACCAAAAGUACAAAUUCCGAAGACAAUGGCUAUCAAGGAGGUCCCGGGUGUGGUUGCGGGUGCGAGUGCGUGCCCAUGCCGCGGCGCGCCGGGCGUGUGUUGGGCGCGCGGCUGCGCGGUAUGGGCGGCAGCUCGCGCGCCGCGCGCCGGCACGCAGGGCUUCCGGCCGCCCGAGGUGCUGCUCAAGUGGACGCGCCAGAGCGCCGCCGUGGACCUGUGGGCCGCCGGCGUCGUGCUUGCCACCGUGCUGGCCAACAGGUACCCAUUCUUCCGCGCGGCGGACGACUAUUCGGCUCUGGCAGAGGUAGCUGACUUGCUGGGUACCGACGCCGUACAGCGCACUGCCGAAGCACUGGGGCGACGCGUGGUGACGUCAACGCGACGAGCCGGCCUCUGCUUGCGCAAGCUGAGCGCGCGCUUGCGGCGCGUGCCCCCCGCGCCCCCCGUGUCGGCCGCACCCCGCGCGGGUACUUGCGCCGGCUGCCAGCUCGCGCGCGAUCUCUGCCUCUGUCCAGACGAAAACGUGCCGGCGAGCUCAUUCGAUCCCGACUUGGUGGUGGCCGGGUUCCCGGACAGUGCGUUCGCACUGGCAGCGCGCCUGCUCGAGCCCAAUCCCAGCCUCCGUAUCACUGCCGACGAAGCUUUGAAACACCCUUUCUUGGCAACUGAAGACUGA